AUGAAACCUGUUGUCGGCUCUUUUAGCGCGUACUUUUGUACUGGUCUCUCCAUCUUUGGAGUCAUCAUUCUUUCUGUCAUUGGCAUUCUCUUUUACGUCGGCCAUGAGUCUAUGGUUGGCUCUAUCACUGACCCUUCAGACGGUAAGGCCGUCGCUUCAACCAUCUUUGGUGCCGUCAUUGUCUAUGCUCUUUUCGCUGUCUUUUGUGGUUGGCAAAUCCACGUCAUUAAGACCCAAGACCGAAUUAGAAUAUAA
Magnusiomyces paraingens is the source of this 255-nucleotide messenger RNA. RefSeq lists its product as uncharacterized. The transcript has 2 exons. Lineage: Eukaryota; Fungi; Ascomycota; Dipodascomycetes; Dipodascales; Dipodascaceae. The record is from RefSeq and is a predicted model, not a curated record. Bases 1 to 255 code for a protein of 84 amino acids.